Molecule: messenger RNA, 1803 nt
Organism: Zea mays
Lineage: Eukaryota; Viridiplantae; Streptophyta; Magnoliopsida; Poales; Poaceae
Product: nucleic acid binding protein
Exons: 5
Coding region: 586-1518 (310 amino acids)
Molecular function (GO): RNA binding
Source: RefSeq, a predicted model, not a curated record
GCAAGAGGCAAGACCGCGAGAGCCCCCAUCGACUUGGACCGGACCCCUAGAAAAAGCCGAAAAGAGGUGUGGCCAGAUCGAGCGAGCCCCCGCACGUCGCCACUUCACCGCCCCCACCCAAAAUCGUCUCGAUGGAACCGCUGCGGCGCGUGCUGCGCCUCCGACUCGGACGGCCUCUCGCUAUAAACCCCGCCCACUGAAUACGGCCGUUCCAUUUUUGACUCUAUUCCCCGCUUCCCGAUUCAAGUCAGCGGUUUUUAGGGUUCGAGAUCUCGGCAUCGUGUCGCGGAAGCCAUGGCGGUGAGCAUUCUUUGCUUUCCUAUUGAUUGCUCAUCUCCUCGAGCUUGUGUGCCGUGCCAUUACCGAUCCGGGGCACCUGCUCGCCGUUUUUACUAAUUCGUUCUCGGAGCCGGAGAGCUUGAGAGCUGGUUUUCGACUUGCGGAUUAUGCUCCAGUGAUAGCCGCAUCUCCCCAGCCUGUCAUGGUAGCAAAGAAACAUGGGGUAACUGUUGGUAGGAAGCGAAAGGGGAAACUGGGGCGUCUGUGGAACUGGGAAACUGACGCGCGGGAUGCUCUUUGACAAGCAUGCUUAGUACCGUGAAGGUGAGCAAUGUAUCACUGAAAGCAGCACAACGUGAUAUAAAGGAAUUCUUUUCCUUUUCUGGUGACAUUGUGCAUGUUGAAAUGCAGAGUUUCGAUGAGCUUUCUCAAGUUGCCUACAUUACUUUUAAAGACAAACAAGGAGCAGAGACGGCAAUGCUUCUCACGGGGGCCACCAUAGUUGAUAUGGCUGUAAUCGUCACACCAGCAAAUGAUUAUGAGCUACCAUCUUCUGUUUUAGCUGCUCUUGAGCCCAAAGACACAAAACCUUCUGCCCUUCAAAAGGCCGAGGACAUUGUUGGGACCAUGCUGGCAAAGGGAUUUAUCCUCGGUAGGGAUGCACUGGACAAAGCGAAAGCUUUGGAUGAGAAGCAUCAGCUGACGUCGACUGCCACAGCUAGAGUAUCUUCCUUCGACAAGAGAAUCGGUCUAAGUGAGAAGAUCAGUGUUGGCACUUCAGUUGUAAACGAUAAAGUGAAGGAAAUGGAUCAGAAAUACCAAGUCUCUGAGAAGACAAAGUCAGCACUGGCAGCUGCUGAACAUAGUGUCUCGACUGCUGGAUCUGCUAUCAUGAAGAACAGGUAUGUGCUAACCGGAGCUGCAUGGGUAACUGGUGCUUUCAGCAAGGUCACCAGUGCAGCCAACGAGGCCGGUGCAAAGGCUAAGGAAAAAAUAGCAGUCGAGCAGGAGCACAAGAAUGCUGAGGGUGGACCUGCACAAGCGAACAUCUCAGAGACCCAUGAAGCGCACAGGGGUUUGGACGGCGGAUUCUCAAGGCUACAUGACUCUGAAACCCCUGAAGAUAUCCCCAUCUCUACUGCGAGUGUCCCAGCUGUUACGGAUGAGGAGCCCAGCAAGGCUUCUCCACCAGCUGGUGUUCCUGAAAAGCCAGAAGCUGCGCACGAAUUGGUACUAUAAUUGAUGCGGUUUUGCUUCAUACAUGCAUGUAAAUAGACAUGAAAUGGGAUAGCCCUGGAACUCAUUCUGUGGUCUUGUGGUUGGCAUCUUCAGAUUGAAAACCUCUUUGAAGGUUGAAAGUUAUUGGGAUCUAAAGGAGUUUGCAAUUUGUACCUGGUCUUUUUGAUCAAUUAGUAAUCAGUAUUACCCGGCAGUGGGGAAAUGAACUUUAAUGCUUGUGUAAUUGUACUGUUGUUGGUCAUCUAUUGUUUCCUGGUAUAGUAACUGCUUCUGUUUAAGAAAUUA